Molecule: messenger RNA, 1054 nt
Organism: Plodia interpunctella (Indianmeal moth)
Lineage: Eukaryota; Metazoa; Arthropoda; Insecta; Lepidoptera; Pyralidae
Product: glutathione S-transferase 1-like
Exons: 3
Coding region: 311-961 (216 amino acids)
Biological process (GO): glutathione metabolic process
Molecular function (GO): glutathione transferase activity
Source: RefSeq, a predicted model, not a curated record
GUAGCCAACCAGUUUGUGAAAUAGCAUAGCUAAUAACAUCAUGUGUAAAUAAUGUGGUAAAUAUAUUACUAUCGAUAUAUAUCGAUAGUUUUUGUAAUUGAUUUGCUAGCUUUGACUUUGUCAAAAAUCUACACACACCUCCCUCCCCUCACACGGAUCGGCUCCUACCGAGAGGAAGGAAAAUAAAAACAAACACGAAAACUCGACACGGCCGGUUUGUCUGUCUGUUGAAUAUUUGUAAAAUUUUCACAUAUUAUGUAUUUAAACAACAGCUUUUAUUAAAUAAUAAUUAAGAUAUUUAGUCAUUGCCAUGUCCGCUCCUAAACUUUACCAUGAGCCUAGAAGUGGCCCAUCACGAGGAGCCUUCUUAGCUGCUAAAGCUAUUGGUGUUCCAAUAGAAAUCGAAAAGGUGGAUUUAAUGAAAAAAGAGCAACCAAAGGAGAGUUUUUUAAAGAUAAAUCCCCAACACUGUGUGCCUACUUUGGACGACGACGGUUUUAUUCUAUGGGAAAGUAGAGCUAUAGCUAGCUACUUGGCAGAAAAGUUUGGGAAAGAUGACCAAUGGUAUCCUAAGGACCUGCGGCGUCGGGCAGUGGUGAAUCAAAGACUGUACUUCGAUAGUUCUAACUUAUAUGUGAAGAUUAGAGCGAUAUGUUACCCCAUCCUUUUCAUGGGAGAGACAGAAAUAAAGACAGCCCUUAAAGAUGACCUGAACAACAGCCUGAAGUUCCUGGAUGGGUUCCUGAGUAACACCAAGUGGGUUGCUGGUGAUAAUCCAACCAUCGCAGACACCUCUAUUUGUGCAUCAAUGUCCAGCAUCCUUGCUGUUGGCUGGGAUUUAACAGAUUUCCCCAACAUCCAGCGCUGGUUUAAAGACUGUGCCUCAUUACCUGGUUUUGAAGAGAACCUGGAAGGUGCAAAGACAUUUGGAGAUGCAGUGAAGAAGAAUCUCAAGCAGUGACAAAGUCACAUGAAAAUUUAAUUUUUGGUGGAGGUUUUAUUAUAAAUUUUUUCACAGUUUACAACUUCUUAAAAUAUACAAUGUUUUCAAAAA